UGUCAGUCAUCGCCACCCUGCUUUUUGAAGCCACUAGAAGGGUCUUCGAUCUAUAUCUUCGUGUGUCUGUUCGUUUCGAUUUCGAUUCAAUCGUCUAAAAAGACAAUUUGGAUUUUUUUUGGUUGUUGUCGAGGAACCAAUCACGCCGUUUUAGACAACGAAAAUGGCUGGAGUGAAGGCCAACAGUAAUACGGAUCGGAUAAGUGAAUUAAAAGCAUUCGACGAAACAAAAGGUGGUGUGAAGGGACUGCUUGAUUCAGGCAUUACAAAACUCCCAUCUAUUUUUCACUCCAAGCAACUGAGCGUCGAUGACCGGAAGGUGGCAAGUGACGAUGUCCAAUUGAGUAUUCCGAUCAUUGACCUAAAAAACAUCCAUAUUGACUCAGUUUUGCGAGCUGAAGUAAUUGAGAAAGUUCGAUAUGCAAGUGAGAAAUGGGGUUUCUUUGCGGUGAUCAAUCAUGGAAUUUCUGAUGAUGUUUUGGAUAGGAUGAUCGACGGAAUGCGUAGGUUCCAUGAGCAGGACGCUGAGCUGAAGAAAAAGUUGUAUUCCCGUGAGAGUGGGAAGAAGGUUCUUUAUUCCUCCAAUUAUGAUUUGUACCAUGCUCAAGAAGCUAAUUGGAGGGAUACGUUUUCCUGUUAUAUGGCUCCUGAUCCACCAACGCCAGAAGAGAUGCCUUCAGUGUGCAGAGAAAUAGUGAUAGAGUACUCGGAGAAAGUGAUGAAAUUGGCACAUACUUUGUUUGAGUUGUUUUCUGAGGCUCUUGGGCUUAAUCCAAACAAACUGAAAGACAUGGGAUGCGCUGAGGGGCAAUUUCUUCUUGGUCACUACUACCCAGCAUGCCCUGAACCAAAAAUAACUUUGGGCACUAGCAAGCACACUGAUGGCACCUUCAUCUCCGUACUUUUACAAGACCAAAUUGGUGGCCUCCAAGUUUUAUAUGAUAAUCAAUGGGUUAAUGUUCCUCCAAAGAAAGGAGCUCUAGUUAUCAACAUCGGAGACCUUCUGCAGCUCAUCACGAAUGGCAGAUUCAUUAGUGUCUAUCACAGAGUUAUAGCGCAGAAGGUGGGACCAAGAAUUUCAGUGCCAAUCUUUUUCAGGCCAUAUGUUCAGGGAGGAAAAUCAUAUGCUUAUGGACCAAUCAAGGAGUUGUUAUCUGACGAAAAUCCACAAAUCUACAAAGAAGUUGAUUUCAAAGAUUAUCUGAAUCACUACCUCACGAAAGGGAUAGAUUUUGUCUCCCCCUUAGUGAAAUUCAAGCUGUGAAGAAAUUUAUGCCCAUUAAGUUCUCAUGUGUUAAUGAAUAAGCCUGUUAGUCAUGCUGAACUUGAGUAGUCAUAAGAAUAGCUAUUCAAUCAUCUGUAUGCCGAAAUAAAGCAGAGAACUCUGUUAAUCUGUUAUUUAAAUUUGUGUUCAGCAAAUAUUCGGGCAAUUGAAUAAUUAAAUAUAUUGUGAUUGUGAAAUA
This is a messenger RNA of Pyrus x bretschneideri (Chinese white pear), 1463 nucleotides long. Its product is annotated as 1-aminocyclopropane-1-carboxylate oxidase homolog 1. The coding region runs from base 164 to 1264 and encodes 366 amino acids. Lineage: Eukaryota; Viridiplantae; Streptophyta; Magnoliopsida; Rosales; Rosaceae. The record is from RefSeq and is a predicted model, not a curated record. The transcript is spliced from 4 exons.